AGAGGGGGGGAAAUCGUCUUACUAGCGGACACGUACUCAAUGCGAUACUGUGGUCGAUAAUAUGCAGAAUGCUAGUAAAUUAACCAUCGACUAGUUAGCAUCUGCAUUGCAUUGCCAGGUCAGUUUAGUAAUUGACUUUCAGUUAGUAGAAUUAGCUGGGUUUGUUUUUUCUUACGUUUCUCCCGGGAAUGCGGUUGCCAGCAAGUUGCAUCUUCCUCAGCAUACUUCUACAAUGGCUUAUUUUGCUGCCGAUGUCCCGUGCGAUGUUGAAUGGUUUCACAACUGUAGUGGAAGCAGGGAAAGUGAACUGUUUUUACGAGAAUAUCAGUGAUAACAAAACUUUGGAAAUAGAAUAUCAGGUGAUUGAAGGAGGUGGAGAAAUGGACAUUACCUUUCAAGUAGUAGCUCCUAGUAAAGCACUUUUGGUGGAUGACGAAAAGAAAACAGAUGAAGUUCAUUCUAUCCAGGCAGCUGAGGAUGGGAUUUACACAUUCUGUUUUGACAAUUCAUUUAGUAUGUUGGCAGAGAAGAUAGUCUAUGUAGACCUAGGACUUGAAAGUGACGAGGUGGAUAGCUGGCUGUCGUCACUGCAGGGAGAUACAGACACAGAAAUCCAGGAAAUACAAAUAGACAGCAUUAGGGUAAGAACAUCAUGAAUAUGAUGUAUAUUU
Molecule: messenger RNA, 671 nt
Organism: Orbicella faveolata
Lineage: Eukaryota; Metazoa; Cnidaria; Anthozoa; Scleractinia; Merulinidae
Product: transmembrane emp24 domain-containing protein 1-like
Source: RefSeq, a predicted model, not a curated record